Vigna radiata var. radiata (mung bean) is the source of this 1692-nucleotide messenger RNA. Its product is annotated as phosphatidylinositol N-acetylglucosaminyltransferase subunit C. Gene Ontology annotation, cellular component: glycosylphosphatidylinositol-N-acetylglucosaminyltransferase (GPI-GnT) complex; membrane. Bases 554 to 1465 code for a protein of 303 amino acids. The record is from RefSeq and is a predicted model, not a curated record. Gene Ontology annotation, biological process: GPI anchor biosynthetic process. The transcript is spliced from 3 exons. Lineage: Eukaryota; Viridiplantae; Streptophyta; Magnoliopsida; Fabales; Fabaceae.
AACAGCACAACACAACCCUCCCAACGGAACAUUAAAACCCUUCUUUCCCUCUUCAUCUUCUUCGAAAUUCUAUUUGCUUCAACUCGUAACGGCGUCGUUUGAAGAGUUUCAAUCUACAUUUCUCACAAUCGUGGUUUGUUCAAGAUUUUGUCCUUAGAAAUGCUGAAUGCAGAACAAGAUAUUCCUGACGAGGUUCCAUUAGUAUCCAAGCCAUUUACAGUCUAUACUGCUUUAAGUUUUCUCACCUACUAAACUGAGCAUUCCUGGCUUGUGGAGUUUCUUCUAGCUCAAUGACGUGGUUGGUGAUAACUUUAGUGUCAGACUAUCUUUAACUGUUACCGAAUAACGUCAUGUAUUAUGAAGAUGACUUUCAUAAACAAGCUUGAAAGACAAGAGAGUGGAACUGAAAUAUGACAUUCUCUAUCCUGUGAUUGCAUGAGACAGAGAUGGAACACGUCUGUGGAGCAAGAUUUAUGUAGUAAAGGACGUUUAGGUCUUUCCAGAUAAUAGUUUUGGCCCCGCAGGCCCAUCUGAAAUUAAAGAACUUAUUGCAAUGGAUCCUGGCUUGGCUAAUAAUUCUUCAUCGCCUCGUCCUAGAUGGAGAAAAGUAGCAUAUGGUGGUAUGCAACCUGGUUAUGAUGACAAUCAUACGGAUGAAUCUUUCCUUGAAGGAAUGGUGAUGAAUGCCAGUGUUGUAAAAAGGGACAUGCUAAAGGUGAUGCUGGACUCAGUAUCCAUUUCUGAAUAUUUAUGCAUUGUUGCUCUUGUUGUCUUGGUUUGGACUUGUACACUUACAUCAACUAUUGAUGAAAAUUCUCUCCUAUUGAUUGAUGUGAGUCUGCUUGUUUCAGGCUUUUUAAUUCUCCUUUUCACUCAAGAAAUGCUUUCCCUUAGUCUCCUUCUCCAUUAUGUCCUUAAUAUCUCCUUUUUCAUAACCGUGUUAUAUGUUUUAGCUCCCAUCUAUCAAACUCUUACAAGGUCCAUUAGUUCGGAUUCCAUUUGGGCAGUAGCUGCAUCACUUCUAGUACUUCACCUUUUUCUGCAUGACUAUUCAGAAUCCACGGUCAAAGCCCCGGGGGUUCUUAAGAAUCCUGCAUUGACCAGUUGUAUCUCUGUAAAUGCUUCUGUAGUGGCCUCUGUUUUUAUUGCUUCUCGCCUUCCAUCAAGACUACAUGUGUUCGCUAUCAUGUUAUUCUCACUUCAGGUUUUCCUUUUUGCUCCACUUGUUACUUACUGUAUUAAAAAAUAUUCCUUCCGCAUGCACCUAUGCUUUUCUCUCAGUUUGAUGGUCAUGACCUUAAGUUUUGUGUACAUGCUGCAUCGCCUCCUUUUUGUGGUGCUGCUUAGUCUGUUGGUUUUUGUGAACGUGGUCUGCCCUUAUUGGCUUAUAAGGAUUCAGGAGUACAAGUUUGAAAUCAAUGGACCUUGGGAUGAGGCUAAACUUUGUUUUGACAUUACCGACUGAAACCUGGAUCAUGGUUAAUGUUACAUUGUAGUACAUCGUGUGUUGUUUAGGUUGGAGUAUAAUUUGCUGACCCCUUGAACUAGUUUUAAGUUUAUAGUUUAUGGGAAAUUUUUUCAGUUCCUGUCGGGGGAGGGUGGGAAAAUGAUGAUUGUAUUCAUGCUUUAGUGACUAAUGAUGGUUUAAAAUUCUGGUGUACAAUGGAAGUACAUUGACAAUUUGGAGUUUCA